Molecule: messenger RNA, 1278 nt
Organism: Acanthosepion pharaonis
Lineage: Eukaryota; Metazoa; Mollusca; Cephalopoda; Sepiida; Sepiidae
Source: the annotation of a GenBank genome assembly
AUGGAUAGCAAAGUCACCAACACGGAAGCAGCACCGGUUGUAUUUCGGCUUGCUGACCUAGCCUCACCCUACAAGCUUCGCUUGGAACAGCUUGGGGUUGAUUCCCCGAAUGUCCACUCUACCAGGUUGAAGGAACAGCUACUUGCUCGGAUUCCAGAACUUGAAUCCCAUAAGAAGGGACGUUAUGUACUCCUUGCCUUCAAAGCGGACAUAGGACCAGUGCUCCAUGAAGCUAGCCAGUAUAGCAAUGCUCUCCAUCUAUCUAAGGCAGCAAAUAUCCUGAGAAAAGAAAUGCUCCAGCACAAGACAAAAUUCAGCAGCGAGCUCAAAGAUGGCUUUGGUGAGGAGGCUAUCCCACCUGCACUUCUUCAGUUCGUGUGCAGCAUUGAACAUGGUGUUGAUAUAAAAUCACAUCUGAUGCACGGAAUAGCGAAGUCAGACUUAGCUAUUGCUCAGCUUUUACAGUUCAACUGCUACUCAAAACGUAGAGAAGGAUUGACAACCCAAAUACAUUCUAAAGACCGUGAGACCCCUUUUGCUGUCUAUGUUGGGUUGAAGAUGUACGCCAAGACACGAAAAAGAGAGUUGAUUGACAAAUUCCAUGAGCAUGGACUAAGCAUAUCGUAUGACAGGGUAUUAGAGAUAUCCGGCAAGCUUGGUGAAACUGUGAUAAAACAGUAUGACGAAGAAGAUGUUGUGUGCCCAACAGUACUGCGUAAAGGGCUGUUCACUACGGCAGCUGUCGACAACAUUGAUCACAAUCCCACGGCCACCACAGCUAGCACGUCAUUCCAUGAUAAAAGUAUUUCCAUGUUCCAGCGCCCAAGUAAGGAAAACAGAGAACAGCGGGUUUCACUGAAAAUAACAGACAGUAGGACAAGAAAGGUUCCUGAGUUUCCAGAGCAUUAUACAAACAUCGCGCCAGCCUACUUCAAGAAGAACCCAACCCCAGCUUCAGUAGAUGAAGUAUCACUGCCUGAAUCCAGUCUCUUCCAAAGGAUCCUAAGAGCCGAAUUCGAAUGGUUGGAAAAAGUUCAAGAUACCACCGAUGUAGAUGAUGAAUCCAAUAUAACAUGGUCAGCUCAUGCGAACCAGAAUCGGACUAGCGAAUGUGAAACCAGCAUCACUUCCUUGCUACCUCUUCUCCGAGAUCAAGCUCACAGCGUUGCCACAAUAAAGCAUGCCAUGAAGAAAGUAAGGGAAGCUGUAGCAUUUCUUAACCCAGGGCAAACUCCCGUCCUGGAAGCUGAUCAACCACUUUAUGUCAUGGCAAAAUAA